GAAGAUGUGCUAGAGGAGCUAGAAGAUGAGCUAGAAGAUGUGCUGGAGGAGCUAGAAGAUGAGCUAGAAGAUGUGCUGGAGGAGCUAGAAGAUGAGCUAGAAGAUGUGCUGGAGGAGCUAGAAGAUGAGCUAGGAGAUGUGCUGGAGGAGCUAUGGCCCCCGAAAAGCAUCCACGCUCCUGUCGGGCUGCAUCCUCUUCCCAUCUGAGAGCAUGGAGGAGGUCAUCAAGCUCAAAGAAAGCCCGCCAGCUCUGUUGGAGCGGAGGGUCCGCCAUCGGCAGCUGGCACUUUCUGUCCUCAAGUCCAAGCUGAAGCAGAGCGUGAGCUGCUCUGUGCCCAGAGUGCGCUCCACCUUGUCCGGGUUCUUCCCGGUGGUGGGCUGGCUGCCCAAGUACAGACUGAGGGAGUAUGUGUGGGGGGACGUCAUGUCUGGUUUGAUUGUGGGCAUCAUCUUGGUACCACAAGCUAUCGCCUACUGCCUGCUGGCUGGAGUGGAGCCCAUCUAUGGCUUAUACACCUCUUUUUACGCCAACAUCAUCUACUUCUUCAUGGGCACAUCCAGACAUGUUUCUGUAGGCAUCUUCAGCCUGAUGAGCCUCAUGGUUGGACAGGUGGUUGACAAAGAGGUCUUUCUGGCUGGUUUUGAUCUCAAUGAGGAUCUUCUAGGCUUCAAUGCUUCAUUGAGGACCAACUUCAGUGGCCAUGAUGCUCAUAGCGUGGAGCUAAUGGGUGUGCAAUGUGGGAAGGAGUGCUAUGCUAUUAGCAUCGCAGCUGCUCUCACUUUCCUGGCUGGUAUCUACCAGGUCAUGAUGGCCGUCUUUGGUCUAGGCUUUGUCUCCGUCUACCUUUCCGCUCCCAUGCUGGAUGGUUUCGCCACAGGAGCGUCUUUCACCAUCCUGACCGUGCAAGCCAAAUAUCUCCUCGGUCUGAAGAUUCCUCGCCAUCAGGGCUACGGCACCGUUCUCGUAACCUGGUUCAACAUCUUUGCCAACAUCCACAAGACCAACGUGUGCGACCUUAUCACCAGCGCCAUCUGUAUCACCAUACUAGUAACAGGCAAGGAGAUCCAGGAGCGCUACAAAGACCGCCUAAAGAUUCCUCUGCCGACAGAACUGCUUGUGGUCGCCGGAGCCACGCUGGCCAGUCAUUUUGGGAACCUCAACCAUCUUUAUGGCUCCAGUGUUUCAGGGCACAUCCCCACCGGUUUCAUCCCUCCUCAGGUGCCCAGCUUUGGUCUGAUGCCCAGAGUGGCCCUGGACGCCAUUCCUCUUGCUGUCAUCAGCUUUGCCUUCACUGUGUCGCUCUCUGAGAUGUUUGCCAAGAAGAAUGGCUACACGGUGCGUCCCAACCAGGAGAUGCUGGCCAUCGGCUGCUGCAACAUCAUCCCCUCCUUCUUCCACUGCUUCACCACCAGUGCAGCUCUGGCCAAGACCAUGGUCAAGGACUCCACAGGCUGUCAGACCCAGGUCUCCAGCCUCGUCAGUGCUGUGGUGGUCCUGCUGGUCUUGCUCUUCUUCGCCCCGUACUUCCACGCCCUGCAGAAGUGCGUCCUGGCCUGCAUCAUCAUCGUCAGCCUCCGUGGAGCUCUGCGCAAGUUCAAGGACGUCCCGUCUAAGUGGCGUGCCAGCAAGAACGAUGCGGUGGUGUGGUUGGUCACCGUGUCGGCCACGGCUCUGAUCAGCGUGGAGCUGGGCCUGCUGGUGGGAAUCACCUUCUCCAUGAUGUGCAUCAUCUACAAGACCCAGAAACCCAAGGUGUCUCUCCUGGGCCGGGCCAAUGACUCUGAACUUUACGAGGACGUGGAGGAGUACCAAAACCUGGUCCCGCCACUCCGUAUCAGGAUCUUCCGCUUCCAGGCUCCUCUCUACUACGCCAACAAGGACAUCUUCUUGGCGUCCCUCUACAAGGCUGUCGGGGUGACGCCUUUCUUGGAGAAGACCAGGAGGAGGAAGGCGGAGAAGAAGGCCAAGAAGAUGUCCACCACGCAGGCAAACGGGGACACCACCAACGGGGAGGUUGUCGUCGGACUUGUUCAGAGAGAACUUGACUUCCACACCAUUAUUUUGGAUUGCUCCACCAUUCCUUUCAUAGACUCUGCCGGCAUGGCUGCCUUUAAGGGGCUGCUCCAGGAGUUUGACCAGAUUGGCGUCAGAGUGGUCCUUGCGGGCUGCAACACCUCGCUGGUGGACGCUCUGCAGAAGGGACAGUUUUUUGGCAAAGAGAUGAAGAACAUGCUGUUCCAUUCUGUCCACCAUGCCGUCCUGCAAACUAACUCAAUGGUAGCAGACAACGUUGUGUAGAAGGAAGCUUUGCAGAGAACAAACUAGAAAGGUAGUCUGUAGAGCUCAGUGGGUCAAUGAUUAGUGCAGACUAACCUGUGGCAGGUCCUUCAUCAGGGGCCAAUGAUUAGUGCAGACUAACCUGUGGCCCUUCAUCAGGGGCCAAUGAUUAGUGCAGGCUAACCUGUGGCCCUUCAUCGGGGGUCCUCCAGCGGUCCAAGGGCCAGUAUUGGUAACACAUAAUAACUUUUCUCCCCAAUCAUGACUUCCUUAUUCACAAUUGUAUCACAAUCAUCUUUAAGGAAUUGGACUUGUCAGCCAAACAAUUAGCAUGUUUGUCACAUCAACAAACCGUUUGUCCAUUCACACACACAAACAACACUGUUGGACCAAAGUCAAAGCAAAACAAGCAAUGAAUUCACUGAAAUGAAAUUGCUGAAAUAAUGGAGGUCUUUCAUACCAAAGAGGAUCUCUGAACUCAUACUGACUUUUUAGACUCGCUUCAUCCUUUUUGUACUGCCUAAGAGAGGCAAUAUUUUACACACUGAUCAUGCAUUUCCACACUUGGGAAAUGGAUCACUGUAGCCUUCCUCAGAGGAAGAAGAGUAUUAACAAAAGACACCCUCUCAUGAAAGGAAAACAUUGAUUGACUUCCUGUACCUAAUGAUGAAAGAACAUAGUCUUUACAUUCUGUCUCUCAGUUGAACUGUGGACUCUUCAUUUCCUUCUCAAGUUCAGGGGAUCAACUCCUGUAGGAAUAUUCUAGUACCACCAACUCAUGUGUACAUGUUCUUAUAAACAUUCAUGACACAAUUAGCAGGGGAUCAGUAGACAAGUACCACCAACUCAUGUGUAGAAGUUCUUAUAAACAUUGAUUACACAAUUAGCAGGGGAUCAAUACUCUAGUACCACCAACUCAUGUGUAGAAGUUCUUAUAAACAUUGAUUACACAAUUAGCAGGGGAUCAAUAGACAAGUACCACCAACUCAUGUGUACACGUUCUUAUAAACAUUGAUUACACAAUUAGCAGGGGACCAGUAGACAAGUACCACCAACUCAUGUGUAGACGUUCUUAUAAACAUUGAUUACACAAUUAGCAGGGGAUCAGUAGACAAGUACCACCAACUCAUGUGUAGAAGUUCUUAUAAACAUUGAUUACACAAUUAGCAGGGGAUCAGUAGACAAGUACCACCAACUCAUGUGUAGAAGUUCUUUUAAACAAACUGCAUUUGACACUUUUCAAUCAUGAGAUGAUUGUGCAGACUUUGCUCAGUGUGUUAAUAAUUGCACUAAUGCAUGUGGCCAGAGUCCAGACUUGGUGAUUUAACAGACACUAAUAAUUACCUCAGGCCUAAAAAUCAUUUCUUAGAACUAAGUGCAUGAUUAUGUUGCUGAAAUAAACACACUUUCAAACUCUCUACUUUGUACUAACUAAUGCAACAAUAUUUAUCCUAGAUUUCCCCAAAACAUAGAAAAACAUCCCCUUAGGUUUUCACUAAGAGUAACACAGCUUCUUUUGUACUGCAAAGUGAGUUGUUGUAUUGAUACUCUACUUACUUGUGUCUGAUUGUCAGUUGUUGUAUUAAAACUCUACUUACUUUUGUCUGAUUGUCAGUUGUUGUAUUGAUACACAGUAUUUACUUUUGUCUGAUUGUGCAAACCACACAAUUUAACCAAACUGAGGAAUGUCAUCAUUUCAAAUUGUACUUUUUCUUCAUUGUUGUAUACAUGAGUCAACUUUAACAUCACAUUGGAAUUUAAUCAUUUCACUUUUUAGAUUUACCUGCACUUGUCAAAUGUUUUCUAUACAUUUGUGUAAAUGUCAAUGUUGUAUACAUGUGUGUAAGUGUCAAUGUUGUAUACAUGUGUGUAAGUGUCAAUGUUGUAUACACGUGUGUAAAUGUCAAUGUUGUAUACAUGUGUGUAAGUGUCAGUGUUGUAUACAUGUGUGUAAGUGUCAGUGUUGUAUACAUGUGUGUAAGUGUCAGUGUUGUAUACAUGUGUGUAAGUGUCAGUGUUGUAUACAUGUGCGUAAGUGUCAGUGUUGUAUGGCUGACAUGUGUUCAUUUUUGGAAUAACAGUUUUGUAUUAGCACAACCUUAUUGCUCCAUACUUGAAAUAAACUUCCUGUUUUCUAGUCCAA
This is a messenger RNA of Nerophis lumbriciformis (worm pipefish), 4421 nucleotides long. It is a transcript of the gene slc26a1, whose product is annotated as solute carrier family 26 member 1. Gene Ontology annotation, molecular function: secondary active sulfate transmembrane transporter activity. The record is from RefSeq and is a predicted model, not a curated record. Gene Ontology annotation, cellular component: membrane. Gene Ontology annotation, biological process: sulfate transmembrane transport. NCBI's taxonomy places the organism in Eukaryota, Metazoa, Chordata, Actinopteri, Syngnathiformes, Syngnathidae.